Messenger RNA from Penicillium verrucosum, 2934 nucleotides. RefSeq lists its product as uncharacterized. Gene Ontology annotation, biological process: peptidyl-serine phosphorylation; intracellular signal transduction. The transcript has 4 exons. The record is from RefSeq and is a predicted model, not a curated record. Gene Ontology annotation, molecular function: ATP binding; protein serine/threonine kinase activity. Lineage: Eukaryota; Fungi; Ascomycota; Eurotiomycetes; Eurotiales; Aspergillaceae. Bases 1 to 2934 code for a protein of 977 amino acids.
AUGGCAGCCUCCAGUAAAAGAGAUACAACACGACGAAGUCUUUUCAAUCUCUGGAUCCCAACUAAAGUCGUCGUCUCUGGAAAGCCAGACACAUCUCCAACUGAUUCUGAGACGACAGAAAGUCCGGCAUCAGAGCCAAUUAUCCCAAGGGCGGGAAAGGAUCGGCUUAGGGUUCGUUUAACUCGAAGCGGCUCCAAGAUUCUACUGUUGCUGGGUUUGCGCGGUUCAUCCAAGAGCAACAAAGCGUUCAGCACCGACACCGAUUGUUGCUAUUCCGUACAGGCCGGCGCCGAAAGCCCAAGCCCCUCAAACCCAUCCUCCCCAAGUGGUAACGGCGAUGACAGCCCAGGAUAUCUGACUGCAGCCGAAUCCCCUCAAAGCGAACCAAUACCUGUCACUCCUUCACUCAGAAUCUCCACCGAAGGGGUUGAAACUUUGUCUGAGCCUCUUCCCGACCUACGACCGUCACCCGAGAGUCAGGGUGAGUUAACGAGUCAAUCGGCUGUUGUUGACGACGUGCAGCAACAUGCCACAAAUGAGAACCCUCUGCCAACUACUGCCACCGAGCAACCAAGUUCAACGAAUUCAAAAUUUGUCAAUCGCUUCUCGCAAAGGAUCUCGCUGGCGUUUGGCCACGCCACUGUCAUACGCCGGGUACAUCUUCGGUCGAGACCAAGUGUCCUUCGCGUCAGUUCUCCAGUACUAGACGACCUGAGCGAACAGAAUGACGGUGUCAGUGAUAGCUCAGACCCAUCAACCAGCCCCAGUAGUGAUAGGUCUCCUACUGGCGGACAGUCAACUUCACUGACUCCACUCACGUCCGGUGGGCCGUCCCCUUCCUCGGAUAAAAACAAGUUGCACGAUGAACACGAAGCUGCAGUGGUCCAUUGGCUCUCUCUCUCUGAGACCAAUGAAGCGGCCAGCGCUUCAGGCACAUACUUAAAUGCGACAACACCGUCAAUCAAAACCGUGGAAGCGACAUCAGUGGCAAAAGUUUACUUGGAGCUAUACUUCAACUCCAUUUUUCAAAACAAAGAUCCCCGUCAGCAACGUCAGCUCGAGUUAGAGCACCAUAUCUAUGCGUUUGAACUCACGCCCGAAGAGCGCUUAAUGACGAGACACAACUGGGUCAUGGGAGAGAACGAUUAUAUUCGACAGUGCCGUGUGCUCAAAUCAAAUCGAUACUGCACCCAAAGCGAAAGUAUCAUGUCUGUCACAGGAUACAAAGCCAUCAAGGUACUCGGGAAAGGAAGUUUUGGUGUUGUGCGUCUUGUUCGACGGAAUGACUGUGAUUCGAGUUCCCAUGAAAAUGACCCGUUGGCUCUCAAAAACAACAAUGUCCAUCCCAGAUCGAACCCUCUUGGAGCUCUGAUGUCUGCCGUAGAAGGUGCCAAACAAAGCCGUCGAAGGUAUAUGACCGGCGAGAAGAAGGAGGUAUACGCCAUGAAAGUCAUCAAAAAGUCAGAAAUGAUCCGCAACUCCCAGGAAGGCCAUAUUCGAGCGGAAAGAGAUUUCCUCGUUGCUUCUGAAAGCUCCCGAUGGGUUGUUCCUUUGAUCGCCAGCUUUCAAGAUGCCAACAAUCUAUAUCUUGUGAUGGAUUACAUGGUUGGUGGUGACUUCUUGGGGUUACUGAUCCGCAAAGAUAUACUCCGCGAGGACUGGGCACGAUUUUACAUCGCCGAAAUGAUAUUGUGCAUCGAGGAGGCACAUCGACUUUGCUGGAUUCAUCGCGAUGUCAAGCCUGAUAACUUCCUAAUCUCUGCGUCGGGCCAUUUGAAAAUUUCCGACUUCGGUCUUGCUUUUAAUGGGCACUGGUCGCAUGAUCAAGCUUAUUACAACAGCCAUCGCUACUGUUUGCUGGAGAAACUUGGCAUUGAUGUCAAGGGUGAUUCCGAAGAUCAGAAAGAGGUUGCCGAAGCGAAAGAGCUCCCGCCUGAGAUAAAAUUGCACAGUCUGGAUGAUUAUACUGUGCAUCAGCCAUCCUCGACGGGUUUGUUGGAUUGGAGGAACAGCAAGGGGCGACGCAGAUUCGCAAAAAGUGUUGUUGGAACCAGUCAAUACAUGGCACCUGAGGUCGUUCGCGGUGAAAUGUAUGACGGACGAUGCGACUGGUGGAGCUUGGGUAUCAUUCUAUACGAGUGUCUAUAUGGUUUCACGCCCUUUGCCUGUGAAAAUCGCCAUGAUACAAAGAUCAAGAUCCUUCAACACACGAGAACUCUGCGAUUUCCACGGGAGAAAUCCACGGACAAGUUAGUCUCUCGAGAGGCCAUUGAUCUGAUAAUCAGGAUGCUCCAAGAGCGCGAAUACCGCCUGUGUUCUCCGAAGUACCAAGCCAAUGAUAUACUGAAUGGACGACCCGUCUCAACUCAAAUGAUGUACUCCAUGGACGCGCGGUAUAGAAAUAUCGCGAGCUACUACGUUUACCCCAACGAUGCAACAGACAUCAAGAUUCAUCCGUUCUUCCGAGGUAUCCGAUGGCAAGAUCUUCAUAUGUGCCAACCACCAGUGAUCCCUAGGGUCAAGAACUGGGAGGACACUAGAUAUUUUGACGACUGGGAGUUGGCCAGUGAUGAGGUCGAGCAUGCUGCUGGUAGUGGCUCGGAGGAUGGUGACCAAGAGCCUGAUGAGAUUAUCCCUGAGAAUCAAGAAAUCAGUCCAGCGAAGGACGCUGUUCAGCCGCCAGUUGCUGAGGCUACCCCACGCACAGCACAGGAGCAAGCAAAAGAUGCCAAAAAGCAAAAGGAGAAGAAGCGGCCCCGCGACAAAAUCCUUCGGGACAAACAGAUGAGCAAGACAGUCUUGGACAUUCGCAAAAAGGGCGCUUUUCUGGGGUACACAUACCGGCGACCCAACGACGUUGCUUUGGCUUUCAGCACAGAGCGAGGGCGUCAACCUUAUACCAGAGGCCAAUUGGCUGGCCUGUACACAUCGUGA